This is a messenger RNA of Dioscorea cayenensis subsp. rotundata (Guinea yam), 1723 nucleotides long. RefSeq names its product zinc finger CCCH domain-containing protein ZFN-like. Bases 200 to 1471 code for a protein of 423 amino acids. Gene Ontology annotation, molecular function: metal ion binding; mRNA binding. The record is from RefSeq and is a predicted model, not a curated record. Lineage: Eukaryota; Viridiplantae; Streptophyta; Magnoliopsida; Dioscoreales; Dioscoreaceae. The transcript has 7 exons.
GCCCCUUCCCAUCUUUAUUCAAUCCCUUUUCCUUCUCGUUUGAACGGAGAGAAAAGAAAAAAUAAAAAAUAAAAUCAAGAACCCUCCUUUUUCCUCAAGAAAAAUUUUCCCCAAUUUUUUUUCGUUGAGAUUUCUUGGGCCGAUCGAGGUUUGUGCUGGUUUUUUCCCCUCGAUUUCGAUCUGGUUUUGCCCUGAUUCGAUGCCGGACAAUGUAGCGUCAUCAUCGCCUGACGCCGUCGAGGAGGCGAUGAGGAGGUUGAAUUUGGAGGAGAAUCCUGAUGGUGUUGAUGAUGCGCAUGGGAGUCCAUACCCUGAUCGUCCCGGCGAGCCGGAUUGCAUGUAUUAUCUGAGGACUGGGCUUUGUGGAUAUGGGAAUAAUUGCCGGUAUAAUCAUCCUACUCACAUUGGCCUGGGAACUCAGUACACCGGUGAGCUUCCGGAGAGAACUGGUCAGCCUGAUUGUCAGUAUUUCCUUAAGACCGGUACUUGCAAAUAUGGACCAACAUGUAAAUAUCAUCAUCCGCGAGACAAGCAUGAUUCUCGGCCAGUGUUGCUGAAUAUUUAUGGCCUUCCAAUGCGUCAGGAUGAAAAAUCAUGUCCAUAUUACAUGAGAACUGGGUCUUGCAAGUUUGGAAUGGCUUGCAAAUUUCAUCAUCCCCAACCUGCGGCUCCUGUUGGAGCCAUCUAUCCUACAACUGGAUCCUCUUCCUAUGGAUUCACAGGAUCAUCUAUGGCAACUCCAACAAGUCUACCAUUAUUAGGUGGACUUUCAGCAUGGACUUUAUCAAGGCCACCUUAUGUAUCUAAUAACAUGCAAGGCCUCCCUGCAUACAUGCCUGUCACAAUUCCACCUUCCCAAGGCGCUAUUCAUCUGCAACAUGGUUGGAGCACAUAUGUGGGCAAUGCAGGGCAUGCACCAUCUACUGAUGUUCUUGGACUUCAGAUGUCGAACUCCAAGCAACACUCGCAGUCAGGUUCAAGCAACCAACCAUAUUUCCCUGAAAGACCUGAUCAACCUGAAUGCCAAUAUUACAUGAAAACUGGAAGCUGUAAAUACGGGACGUCAUGCAAGUAUAAUCACCCAAAAGAAAGAAACAUCUCACUAGCAAAUUACACUGUUGGACCCCAUGGGCUCCCUCUUAGACCAGGUAUGGCUGCCUGCACAUUUUACAAUACAUAUGGAAGCUGCAAGUAUGGUUCCGCUUGCAAAUACGAUCACCCCUUCAUGGGAUACUAUAACUACAACCUUCCUGCAUAUUCGACCGGGUUUAAUACCGAACGGAAUCCACAAACUUCAUGGUCAUCAGUGGAAACUCUGCCAUCCAGAGCUUCGAGGUUUAAUGACCAACAAUCUGGAACCAGUAACGGAACUCAGGAUGUGGAUAAAUCUGUGGAUGGUGAUCACUCUGCAAAAACUUCUCCGACGCACACUGAACCGUAUUCAGAGCCUCCACAAGAUCACAGCAAUUGAUAGAUACCUCGCAAAGCUCAAUUUUUGAUCGAUUUCAUGGAAAGAUUUUUCUGCUUUUUUGUCAUUCCUGUCUCCCUCCUCCACCCAUCGUUUUACCUUCUGCAGAUCGAUAUAAUACGGGCAAUGACAGGAUGCUCAAUUGUCGACAUGUCAAAUAAAAUGCAGAUGAAAAUGUAAGCCUUUUCUUUAAAUUAUUUUUCUUGAACAAAAUUGCACCAAUUUAUUUCAAGAGGAAACAGAUACUUUUGCCGG